This is a messenger RNA of Choloepus didactylus (southern two-toed sloth), 3068 nucleotides long. RefSeq names its product twinkle mtDNA helicase (gene TWNK). The coding region runs from base 114 to 2168 and encodes 684 amino acids. Gene Ontology annotation, biological process: mitochondrial DNA replication. NCBI's taxonomy places the organism in Eukaryota, Metazoa, Chordata, Mammalia, Pilosa, Megalonychidae. Gene Ontology annotation, molecular function: 5'-3' DNA helicase activity; ATP binding; single-stranded DNA binding. The transcript has 6 exons. Gene Ontology annotation, cellular component: mitochondrion. The record is from RefSeq and is a predicted model, not a curated record.
AGGCGAACGGCGUGUGCUGGUGAUCCACGUUGCGGGCAGAAGAGGUGAGCGGAGAGUGGUGACCCGGCGGCAGGGUUCGGAGCCGCGAAGUUAUUGGUAGUAGAGUGGAAGGAAUGUGGGUCCCCCUCCGAGGUGGGUACCCCCACUGUACCCUGCUGCUCCUGCGUGGGGAGUGGAUGGGUCGGAGGGGCCUGCCCCGAAGCUUGGCCCCAGGACCUCCUCGCAGACGCUACAGGAAGGAGGCUCUCCCAGCCUUGGAAGUACCAGUGUUGCCUAUAACUACAACUGAAAUCCGCCAAUAUUUGCGGGCUCACGGGAUCCCCUUCCAGGAUGGCCACAGCUGCCUGCGGGCACCAAGCCCUUUUGUGGGGGCCUCACAGUUCAAGGACCAGACUGGUGUCACCACUUCCUUCAGCCUCUUCAUUGACAAGACCACAGGCCGCUUCCUCUGCAUGGCCAGCCUGGCAGAAGGGAGCUGGGAAGACUUCCAGGCCAGCGUGGAGGGGCAAGGGGACGGGGCCAGGGAAGAAAUCUUGCUUAGUGAGGCCCCAGAAGCUGAGAACAGCGAGGAGGUCCGGAGGAUCUGGGACCGAGCGGUACCUCUCUGGGAGCUGCCUGAUUCAGAGGAGGCUCAGCUGGCUCAUGUGAUGUUUGGCCUGAGCAAGGUGACAGGAGACACACUUAGGCGUUUCAGUGUGCGAUACCUGCGGUCUGCUCGCAGCCUUGUCUUUCCUUGGUUCUCCUCAAGAGGCUUGGGAUUACGAGGCCUGAAGUUACUUGGAGCUGAAGGCCAGGGGAAUGGCGUGCGCUAUGUGGAGACCACUAUUCCCCGGCCUGGUGCCUACCACAAUCUAUUUGGAUUACCACUGAUAGGUCGUCGAGAUGUUGAGGUGGUACUGACGAGUCGUGAGCUGGACAGCCUGGCCCUGAGCCAGUCCACGGGGCUGCCCACCCUUGCCCUACCCCGGGGAACAGCAUGCUUACCCCCUGUCUUACUCCCUUACCUCGAGCAAUUCCGACGUAUCGUGCUUUGGCUAGGGAAUGACCUUCGGUCCUGGGAAGCUGCCAAGUUGUUUGCCCGAAAACUGAACCCCAAGCGAUGCUCCUUGGUGCGACCUGGGGACCAGCAGCCUCGCCCCCUGGAGGCCCUGAACCAAGGCUUAAAUCUUUCUCGAAUCCUGCGUACUGCCUUGCCCGCCUGGCACAAGUCUAUUGUAUCUUUCCGGCAGCUUCGGGAGGAGGUGCUAGGAGAACUGUCAAAUGUGGAGCAGGCAGCUGGCGUCCGCUGGAGCCGCUUCCAGGACCUUAAUCGACUCUUGAAGGGGCAUCGGAAGGGCGAGCUGACAGUCUUUACAGGGCCGACAGGCAGUGGAAAGACAACAUUCAUCAGUGAGUAUGCCCUGGAUCUUUGUACCCAAGGGGUGAACACACUGUGGGGUAGCUUUGAGAUUGGCAACGUGAGACUAGCCCGCGUCAUGCUGACACAGUUUGCUGUGGGGCGGCUAGAAGAGCAACUGGACAAAUAUGAUGAGUGGGCCGACCGCUUUGAGGACCUGCCCCUCUAUUUCAUGACUUUCCAUGGGCAACAGAACAUCAGGAGUGUCAUAGACACAAUGCAACAUGCAGUCUAUGUCUAUGACAUUUGUCAUGUGGUCAUCGACAAUCUGCAGUUCAUGAUGGGUCACGAGCAGCUGUCUGCAGACAGGAUUGCAGCUCAAGACUAUGUCAUUGGGGCCUUUCGGAAGUUUGCUACAGACAAUAAUUGCCAUGUGACACUGGUCAUACACCCCCGGAAGGAGGAUGAUGACAAGGAACUGCAGACAGCAUCCAUUUUUGGCUCAGCCAAAGCAAGCCAAGAAGCGGACAAUGUUCUGAUCCUGCAGGACAGGAAGCUGGUUACUGGGCCAGGGAAGCGUUAUCUGCAGGUGUCCAAGAACCGCUUUGAUGGAGAUGUAGGUGUCUUCCCACUUGAGUUCAACAAGAGCUCUCUCACCUUCUCCAUCCCACCAAAGAGCAAGGUCCGGCUCAAGAAGAUCAAGGAUGACAAUGGGCUAGUGGCCAAAAAGUCCUCUUCUGGCAAAAAGGGGGCUGUGUCCCAGAACUCUGAGGCUGGCCUGGACCAGGCCUCCAACCCCUCUCAGCCAGACAUCCCCCAGCCUUCAAGGUGAAGGCUCUACAGAGCUGGACACUGAAGUGAGCCUGACGGGACAGGCUGGAGCACAGACUCUUUCCCGGCCCUCUGUGAGGGCUGCCUCUGUGCUGUGGUCCUGAGCUAUGGGCUCCUCUUGGUCUGAAGGGCCUAGGCUAGGGCAGGGUUCCAUAGAGAGAUUCAAUUUUGCAGAUAUUUGAAACCUACUUACACCAGGCUUUGUUUUAGGUCCUGGGAAUAUAGCACUGAACAAGACAGAUAGGGCCCUGCUUCUGUAGAACCUGCAUUCUGGUGGAGGAGAUGAGCUAAACAAUGAACAGAAAACAUAAUUUUAGACUGUGGAAACGCUAUAAAGAAACUAAAAAAAAAAACAAUGAGAGUGUUCCCAGGCUAGUGUAGGUUAAGUGGUCUGAAAAGGUAUGUCUGAGCAGAGGACACCUGAGCUGGCUCUAAAGAAUGAGAAGGACGGAGCCAGGCAGAGGAAAGAGAAAACAGAGGCCCUGGGGUGGGAAUGAGCAAGUUGAGUUCAAGGCAGUGGGGUCAGGCAUCCUGAUCCUGGAGGGGACUAAGAGGCUCCUUGACAAAACUCCAGCUUGGGCUUUCAGAGCCGAAGCAUGACCUGGGUGGUCCAGGCCCCUCUGCUCCCACUUUGUGGAGCUGUCAUGACACGGCAUUUGCUAGAAUUGGCCUCCUAGGUGCUUGGCCCUGGAAUAUCAGGACCCCAAAGGUGGGAGCUUCCUCCCCCUGGAUUGCUUGGCAGUGGCCGUGAGAGGAACUGUGAGCCCAGAGGGCCUGCCACCUGCACACUGAUUCCAAGUGAGUGGCUUCAGACAGGCAGCAAUUCUGGAGUGGAUAUAGUUGUGACUUUUUAUAGAGCCUUUUCCAGUUUUACUGAAAAAGAAUAUUUUUCACUGCCUUU